AUGGAGCACGUCUUCUUUUAUUUCUACUGUCUCAUCAACGUCAUUCUGCAAUUACACGACGUCAAAGGUUGCAACGUGACCCUGUGGCCGCGGGUGCGUUUCCAGCAUCGCUUCGAGGCCGGCCCUUGCUUCUUCCGCUUGCCCAACCGGCCUCCUGCUGGCGGCGGUGGCGACCAGCAGCAGCACUGGUGGAUCGAAAUCGCCUUCAGCUCCUUCCAAAUGGGCCGCUCUGUUCUCAAUCAAAGUUGCCCCACCGGCCACUUGAAAUUUGUCGAAGAAAUGGACGAUCAGGAAAGUUCUUCCGGAACUUUUUGCGGGCGGCUGAGCGGAGAUUCGCAAACUUAUCUGACCCGGGCCAAGAGUUUGACCCUUUACGCCCAUCCUGUUUCGGAGCCGGACCACUUUAACGCCUAUUUCGACGUCCUGUCGGCGGAAGCGCUGCGGAAGCGAUACCCGGAGAUGCUGAGAGCCAACAGCCUGACGCCGGAUUCCGACGGAGGCGGAGGCGGCCACCAGUGCGACGUUCUAAUCCGCAACUGCCCGAACGUUUGCCGAUUGUCGUCGCCGCUCUAUCCGGUCAGCGCCUAUCCGCGCAACGUCACCUGCCGCUACCGGGUCCUCUUCGACCGUGACGACUGGCAGGUCGUCCUGGGCGGUCAGCCGGGCGAUCGCUACGACCUGGGACUCCAUCAUCCGCACCAGCAGCAGCACUGCAGCCAACACGCCGAUCGAUUGAUCAUUCACGAGAAAUUAGCCGGACAACAGCAGUACCAACAGGUGGCCAAAUUUUGCGGGCGCGGAAAUUUUCCAAAGAUCAUUGCUCAGAGUGGUCAAGUCAUGGUGGAACUGAUCACUUCGCCGUCGGGGUUCUUCCAUCAGGGAUUCCGGUUGAGUGUGAGCCACCAGCGGCGGAAGCGGUCGGAUCAUCACAGCAUCAUCUCUCCGUGUUACCAUUCCAUCACGGCCGUGGGCGGAGGCGGCGGACAGUUUUAUCAGCAGGGAUCCGUCGUGUCACCGCGUCACUGGUUCCCUCGCAACGUCGACUGCACCUGGACGCUCACGUCCACCCGCAUUUGGCUGGAAAUCCAUUCGAAAAGCAAUAACAAGUUGUCCAGCAGCUGGACGACGACCAGUCACAACAACGCUACUUGCUUCCAUCGCUUGCAACUGCACCGGACGUCGUCCGAUCCGGCGGAGCAGAUGACCAUCUGCGAGUCCAACUCGUCGUCGGCUGGCCAGCAGCAGCUGCAGACGGCCACUCCGACGCUCCUGGUCCGCGAUCGCGUCCAGUUGAGGUUCACCAGUCUGCGAGGAUCCAUGACUGGAUCGGAGAUGGAUUUCAGUCUGUUCUACAUGCUCCUGCCGGAAGAAGUUGCGGCGGUGGCCGAGACUUUGUGCGACAGGAUCCUGGAGGAUUCCAACGGGACGAUCGACUUGAUCGGCGAUCGGCUCCUUCUGAUGCGCCACAAGCAGCUCAAGUGUCGCUACCGGUUCCAGGCUCCUGACGGCGGUGACGAUUACCGCAUCCGCAUCGUCAUCCGGCAGAUGGUGUUCGACCCGAUCCGCCAGUGUGAGCCCGGAAGAGACGACGACGAGUGUUCCAGGAUGGAUUCCGAUCGCCAGGACUUUGACUGGCUCCUGGUGUCCGAUCGCGACCUGCUCCACUGUUUCUGCCAGUCCAGCAGCCACCAGGAGCCGAUCGUGGUGGAGAGUGCUUCGAAUCGGCUGGACGUCCAGCUGGAUUUGAAACACAUCUACGACCAGUCGUACAAGGAUCCCAACAUUUACCGCUUCCAGAUCGAUUACAGCUGGAUCGAGGACAGCGGAUGCGGUAACCCGAUCGAGGACGAUCAGGGCGGAAUGAUCCGCUGGACGGCCGAUCCCAGCAGCGCCAGCAGCACUCAUCUCCUUCCCUGGCGGAGUAAUCAAUCUUGCACCUGGCUGAUUGAGGUGCCGGACAACGAUCGGAUCCUCCUGAAAAUCAAUACCGACCAACUGGGAGAUUCGGCGGAUAAUUGUCACGUGUCGCUGGGCUACCACGGCCGUCAAAACGACAGCCGACACCAACAUGGCCAGCAGCAGCGACGACGUCUCCGCCAGGUGGUGGCCAUGGACAACAGGACGGGCCAAUUUUGUUCCAUGAACGCCGAGUUCAUUAGUCCAUUCGGCCUGCGCUACCUGCACGUCCAACUGGAAACGGCCAAUAAUCCCAGGGCUCGUUUCCUGCUCAAGUGGAACGUCCUCUUCAGCAGUAGUGCUCCUGAAUCAUCUUCAGCCGUCGAUGAGGGACAAAUAGGAGCAGCAGCCGGAGCAGGUGCCAACGGCAGCAGCAGCAGCAGCAUCUUGUCAUUAUUCCCGUGUCCGGAUAGUAACUGGUCGAUCCCUGAGAGCCUGGUCUGCGACGGCCGGAUCAACUGCCCCCAGCAGAGCCUCUUUGGCUCCUUGCUGGACGAGGAGUCGUGCACUAGCAGGAACAGCAGCUACUACCAGGAUUAUUACUACCCGUGGGUCAUGGUGUUGGUGGUGAGUUUCGGGUUCAGCGUCAUGAUUUCACUGGCCAGCGUCUCCUCUCACGUCCGCAAGUGGAGGGAAGUCAAGACGUCCAUCACCUCCUCCUCCUCAGCUGUUGAAUGA
This is a messenger RNA of Daphnia pulicaria, 2634 nucleotides long. RefSeq lists its product as uncharacterized. NCBI's taxonomy places the organism in Eukaryota, Metazoa, Arthropoda, Branchiopoda, Diplostraca, Daphniidae. The transcript has 4 exons. The record is from RefSeq and is a predicted model, not a curated record. Gene Ontology annotation, molecular function: protein binding. The coding region runs from base 1 to 2634 and encodes 877 amino acids.